AGUGUCAUUCUCACCGUCAGAGAACAAACAUCAAAAACAAUAUUAAUUAACAAAUAAAUAAUUAAAUUAAUACUAUUGAUACGAUGAAAAGACUGAUUUGGACCAAAAUGAUUUUUUUAAAUACUUGAAAUUGAUUAGAGCUUAAAAGUGAUAAUUAUUUUAUGUAUGGAUUUUUAAAUUUUAUUUAUUUAUUGGUUGAGUGAAGACAUGUGAUUUGUGUUAAUAUUGUGCCGAAUACUAUAAUAAUAUUUUGAAUAUAAUAUAAAUUUGAGAAAAAAAAUGCCAAGCCACUCGACGAGAGCAAGUAGUGAAGCCAUACGAAUGGAACCAUUGGGCAGAACAUCAAGCUCAAGAUCUCCAGGACAAAACGGUAUAGCAAAUACAGAAAUACCAGAAACUUCUGAAGACAGUAACACAGGUCUACACAAGAGAAACAUUUAUGAAAAUAAUGGAGGUGUUGUAUGUUCAAAAAAACGAACAUUAUACAUAGCAACAUUUAUUGUUGCUUUAUUAUUUGCAAUAGCUCUUAUUAUUGCAUUUGCAGGACCACAAAAUAAUUGUCCUUGUGCUGGAGAAAAACCUUUAAAUCUAGAAAUUGAAGACGAUGAAGGAGCAGAACCAUUAGCAACAAAUGGCGAGAUUUUUCCUUGGGACAAUGUCAGGCUGCCAACAUUUGCUCAUCCAAUGAGGUACAACAUAACGAUUCAUCCAAAUUUAACAACUCUAGAAGUGAAAGGACAAGUUACGAUUGAAUUUUUCGUCGACAAAGAAACAGAUUUCAUCGUCUUCCAUAGUAAAAAUUUAACAAUCACAGAAAAAAUGGUAGUUAAUCGUAAAGGACAUGAAAUGAAAAUAGAAAGAUUAUUAGAAUAUCCAAGACAUCAACAAUUAUAUUUAGAACUAGAAGACAGUAAAUUUCGUAAACGUGGAAAUUAUACAAUUCAUUUGAGAUUUAUAUCAAAGUUAACAAGUGAACUUGAAGGUUUUUAUAUUAGUUCAUAUACUGAUGCUGAUGGUGAUAAACGUAUAUUAGCAACAACUCAUUUUGAGCCAACUUAUGCUAGAUCAGCAUUUCCAUGUUUUGAUGAGCCUGGUUUUAAAGCUAAAUUUAAAGUUUUUAUAUUUAGAGAUAGAUUUCAUAUUGCAUUAGCAAAUAUGCCAGUUAUAAAUACUGAAGAUGCUGGUUUUUAUAUGGGAACAGGUUUGUUACGUGAUGAAUUUGAAGAAUCAGUUGAUAUGUCAACGUAUCUUGUUGCAUUUGUUGUUUGUGAUUUUAAUAGAAUAUCACAAUUAACAAAUAAAAAUGUUAGUGUAAGUGUUUAUGCAGCAGAAUCAAUGUUACCACAAGCAAAAUAUGCUGUAUCAACAGCUGUUAAAUUAAUGGAUUAUUUUGAAUCAUUUUUUAAUAUUCAUUAUCCAUUACCAAAACAAGAUCUAAUAGCAAUACCAGAUUUUUCAGCUGGUGCUAUGGAAAAUUGGGGUUUAAUUAUGUACAGAGAAACAGCUGUACUUUAUGAUCCAAAUGAAACAUCAACAGCUGCACAUGAAUGGGUUGCUGUUGUUAUUGCACAUGAAUUGGCACAUCAGUGGUUUGGAAAUUUAGUAACAAUGUCAUGGUGGAAUGAUCUAUGGCUUAAUGAAGGUGCUGCAAGUUAUUUUGAAUAUAAAGGUGUUAAUCAUUUAUCACCAGAAUGGUUUAUGAUGGAUCAAUUUGUACUUGAUAAAACUCAACAAGGUUUAGCACUUGAUGCAUUAUCAACAAGUCAUCCAAUAAGUGUAUCAGUUAAAGAUCCAAAUGAAAUUGAAGCAAUAUUUGAUGCAAUUAGUUAUGCCAAAGGUGCAUCAAUAUUAAAUAUGUUACAAGUAUUUUUAGGCGAAGAUAUAUUUCGUAAAGGUCUUAAUGAAUAUUUAAAAACUCAUGCAUAUCGUAAUGCUGAUACAAAUAAUUUAUGGACAGUAUUUACAAAACAUACUAAUAAUAGUUAUGAUGUCAAAGCAAUUAUGGAUACAUGGACACAACAAACUGGUUUUCCAUUAGUUACUAUUAGUAAAAAUGGUACAAUUAUAACAGCAAAACAAAAAAGAUUUUUAUUAACAACUCAUGAUAAUACAACUGAUAAUAAAAAUACAAAAAUAUCAACAAAUUAUCGUUGGUAUAUUCCACUGAAUUAUUAUACAGACAAAGAACCAGAUAAAAUUAGCACAGUUUGGAUGAACAUGACUGAAGCAACAUUUGAAAUACCAGACAAUGUUGAAUAUAUUAAAUGUAAUAUAAAUCAGUCUGGUUUUUAUCGUGUUAAUUAUCCAGAUGAAAUGUGGAAUUCAAUAAUAUCAACACUCAUGAAAAAUCAUAAAAAAUUCACUCCAGUUGAUCGUGCUAAUUUAAUUGAUGAUGCAUUUACACUUUGUCAAGCUGGUGAAAUAAAUGCAACAAUACCAUUAAGAUUAUCAUUAUAUUUGUUGAAUGAAAAUGAUUAUGUACCAUGGGCAACAGCAUUGAAUUAUUUAAAUUCAUGGAAAAAAAAAUUAGGUGAAAGUUCUGGAUAUAAAAGAUAUAUAUCUUAUUUUAAAAAAUUACUUGAACCAGUUAGUAAAUCACUUGGUUGGAAAGAUGAUGGUCUACAUUUGACAAAAUUAUUGAGAAUAUCAGUUCUUCAAGCAGCAGUUGAAUUAAAAUUAGAUGAUGUUGUUAAACCAGCAAAGGAUUUAUUUGAUAAUUGGAUGUUACAUGAUAAAGCAAUACCUCCAAAUAUACGUGAUAUUGUUUAUGUUGCUGGUAUUAGAUUUGGUGGUGAAGCUGAAUGGUUACAUUGUUGGGAUACAUAUAUGAAAACAUUAAUACCAAGUGAAAAAAAAAUUAUGUUACGUGCACUUGGUGCAACAACUGAUCCAUGGUUACUUCAAAGAUAUUUACUUAAAACAUUAGAUAAAAAUAGUGUUAAAUCACAAGAUGUUGAAACAGUUAUAUCAUCAGUUGCACGUAAUUCAGAAGGACAAUAUCUUGCAUGGCGUCAUUUGAAAGCACACUGGCCACAAUUACAUUCACUAUUUGGAAAUGGUUCAUUGACAAUUGGUACACUUAUUGAUACAGUUAUACCAGAUUUUUUUACUGAAUAUGAUUAUCAUGAAGUUACUAAUUUUUUCAAAAAUGUUGAUGUUGGAAAUGGCCAAAGGGCACUUGAACAAAGUUUGGAAACAAUUAAAUUUAAUAUUCGAUGGGUACGUGAUAAUGCUGAUACUAUUGAUGAUUGGCUUAAAGAUUAUUUAAGUGGUUAAUUAUAUUUUAAAUAUAAUAGUCUUGCAUUUGUGUGGAUGUAGCUUUUUAAAUACUGCAUCAAAAAAAAUUUCUUAUAAUUUUAUAUCAAACUUUGAAUGUUCAUUUAUUAAUGACAAAAUUUUGUAAAUUUUUUAAUACUCGUUUGAAUUUAAAUUGCAUAUCGUAAAUUCAUAACAAUGAAAACAAAGCAUUAUUUUGAUGUGUAAAAAUAAAAAACAUGCUAAUCGAUUAUUAUUUUAUAGUGGAACAUAAAUAAAAAUGUUGUGUUGUGUAUGUUAAUGAAAAAAAAAAUAAUCAAUAGAAAAAUGAGACAGUCAUAUUUUACUGUAUGAAAGAAAUUAUAUUAUAUAUGAAAAAAAACAAAAUAUAACACCAGUAAAUAUAUACUAUUUAUAUAUUGCGAUUUAUCGUGACGCUUUCUGUGGAAUUUUGAGUAUUUUAAAAAAAAAUUAUUUUAAUUUAUUUAUUCUCAAAAAUAUCACCGUCCGAUGCAGAAAAUAAAAAUUCCUGAUGAAAAAUAAUCCAUCCUAUUAUCAAUUCAAAAUGAAAAGAAAAAAAAAAUUCAGCUUUUUGAUUAUUUUUAUUUUAAUUUAAUUAAUUACAAAUUGUAAAUAUAAAUGUAUCUGAUUGUGUAGAUUUUUUUUUUUUUUUUCUUUUAUAAGAUAAAAUAUAAAUUUGAAAAGUAAAAAAAAAUGAAACAAAAAGAAAAAAAAAGGAAUGACGCACAACUAGAAAACUUACAUGUAAAUAGAUGAAUAUUUUUUCACUACAAUUUUUCCUGAUUAAAAUGAAAAAAUAGAGUGAACAUAUAAUAACGAUUUGAAUAUGCAAACUAACAACUUUUCUAUUAAAAAAAAAAAAUAAAGUAUGUAUAAGAAUAAAUAAUAUAUGAUGAUAAUAAUUAAUAAGUGUAAAAGAUAAAUAAUAUUAAUAAUAAUGCAAUUUUUAUAAACGCAAUAUAAUAAAUUGAAUGAAUAAAUAAAAUUAAAUAAACAUUUAAUAAAA
This is a messenger RNA of Aphidius gifuensis, 4282 nucleotides long. Its product is annotated as endoplasmic reticulum aminopeptidase 2-like. The transcript is spliced from 11 exons. Gene Ontology annotation, molecular function: zinc ion binding; metalloaminopeptidase activity; peptide binding. The record is from RefSeq and is a predicted model, not a curated record. The coding region runs from base 280 to 3276 and encodes 998 amino acids. Gene Ontology annotation, cellular component: cytoplasm. Gene Ontology annotation, biological process: peptide catabolic process; proteolysis. NCBI's taxonomy places the organism in Eukaryota, Metazoa, Arthropoda, Insecta, Hymenoptera, Braconidae.